Messenger RNA from Mangifera indica (mango), 1692 nucleotides. Its product is annotated as probable protein phosphatase 2C 24. The coding region runs from base 249 to 1481 and encodes 410 amino acids. The record is from RefSeq and is a predicted model, not a curated record. Gene Ontology annotation, biological process: protein dephosphorylation. Gene Ontology annotation, cellular component: nucleus; cytosol. Gene Ontology annotation, molecular function: cation binding; protein serine/threonine phosphatase activity. NCBI's taxonomy places the organism in Eukaryota, Viridiplantae, Streptophyta, Magnoliopsida, Sapindales, Anacardiaceae. The transcript is spliced from 3 exons.
AAAUAGCCUCCCAUGAACGAGUUCCCUUUCAAAUGCGCCAGCCGUCUCUUUCAAUAUUACACAGAAUGAGAUAUCAAAAUUUUUCAACUUUUCUCUUUUCCUUUCUUUAACGAGCUCGCUCUUAUUGAUGAAGAGAAGAGAAGAGAAGAGAAGAGAAGGUAAAGAAACAAUUAAUCUUCAAUCUUUGUGAAUAGUUAUUAUCGUGCCAGAGUGUAAUUAAUUUCUGGAUAGCCGAGAUAUGCUGUGGAAUGGUUAACGAGAGUGAGACGUCGACGCCGUGCGAGCUAAGCUCGCGUGAAGCACGCCGAAGGCGAAUGGAGAUCAGACGGUUCAAAUUUGUCACAGCAUCAGAAAAGGAAAACGGGCAACCCAAACGGGCCAAGCUGGAAGUUUAUACAACAUCACGUUCUCGUGACUGCGAUUACCCUUUAGAGAACUCUGCUUCGAGUGAGAACGAAAAACAAGCAAUAAUUGAAGUAGAGAACGGAAAACCGGAAACAAAAGAGAUAUUAAUACCCAGUCAUUGUUUAAGUUCUAUAGUAUUACCAGAAUCGUACCCGAAAUACGGCGUCGCUUCGGUUUGUGGGAGAAGAAGAGACAUGGAAGAUGCUGUAGCAGUUCAUCCAUCUUUUAUGAGCCAAAAUUACACAACCACGGCCGAAGAAUUGCACUAUUUUGGUGUUUAUGAUGGGCACGGAUGCUCUCAUGUGGCGAUGAGAUGUAGAGAGCGGUUGCAUGAGCUGGUGAAGGAAGAGCUAGAGAAUAAGGGAGCGGAAAUAACGGAAUGGAAGGGGGCGUUGGAACGAAGCUUUACGCGCAUGGACAAGGAAGUGACUGAGUGUAAUGCUGCAGCCGCCAAAGCUACGUGUAGGUGUGAGCUUCAAACGCCAGAGUCGGAUGCUGUUGGAUCUACGGCGGUUGUCGCAAUUGUAACGCCGGAUAAGAUUGUCAUUGCUAACUGUGGAGAUUCUAGGGCUGUUUUGUGUCGUAACGGGAAGGCGCUUCCUCUAUCUUCCGAUCACAAACCGGAUCGACCUGACGAGUUGAACCGGAUCCAAGCAGCGGGUGGUCGGGUGAUCUAUUGGGACGGGGCCAGAGUUCUUGGAGUAUUGGCUAUGUCAAGAGCAAUAGGUGACAACUACUUGAAACCUUACGUGAGCUGUGAGCCAGAGAUAACGAUCAUUAAUAGGGCGGCGGAGGAUGAUUGUCUGAUAUUAGCAACGGACGGUCUGUGGGAUGUGGUGUCAAAUGACAAAGCAUGUUGGUUAGCGCGUAUGUGCUUGCGUGGCAAGGUUCUUGCACCAGACGCGGCAGCAACAUCAUCUCCGGCGGAGAAGGAAGAGGAGAUCACAAAUAAUGGGUGGGAGAAAUCAGACAAGUUAUGCUCGGACGCGUCAUUGUUACUGACGAAGCUGGCAUUGGCGAGGCAUAGUAGUGACAACGUGAGCGUGGUGGCGGUGGAUCUUAGAAAAGCCACGUAAGAGAAAUUAGGCCGGGUUAAUUUAUUGGGUUGGUAGAGUAUAGGGUUUCUUUUUCUUCGAUUUGAAUGACUCUUGUUUUAAAACAAAAAAAAAAUUGAGGGUGAAGCUGGAGGAGGAGAAGAGAUGGAAACUGUUUCAAAGGAAAAUGGAUACAAACUCUUAAAAAAAAAAAAGAUUGAAUUGGUAAUGUUAAAAGUUGAUGAUUUUCCUA